Molecule: messenger RNA, 879 nt
Organism: Arabidopsis lyrata subsp. lyrata
Lineage: Eukaryota; Viridiplantae; Streptophyta; Magnoliopsida; Brassicales; Brassicaceae
Product: putative F-box/LRR-repeat protein At3g49150
Exons: 3
Coding region: 114-626 (170 amino acids)
Biological process (GO): protein insertion into mitochondrial inner membrane from matrix; mitochondrial respiratory chain complex IV assembly
Cellular component (GO): mitochondrial inner membrane
Molecular function (GO): membrane insertase activity
Source: RefSeq, a predicted model, not a curated record
GUUCGUUUGCUCACGAAGAAAACCCUAGCUCCCAGACUCCAGUUUUUCCCACGGUUCUGUUCUUCCGUCGCCGUGUAAAAAAAUUCUGAUCAGGGUUUUGAGUAGAUUCUGUAAUGGCCUUGAGACGCACUUUAUCCCUCAGAUCCUUGUUCAAUGCUCGCUGCUACCAACCAUCCUAUAGCGGUAUCAUUCUUCAUGAUAAUGUUCAUGAAAAGAAGCCAAAUUACGGCUCUCCGCUUCAUCAGAGAUCCUUUAGCAGCUCCAUUCUCUCUCAGCAACUCAGAAGCUCUUCUUCACAUUUGUCUCUAUGCACUCCUUUUGGUGUCUCUAUCCAUCAUCGCUCUAUGUCGACUUCUCAUGUUCCAGGCUCAGAUGAUUCUUGCAAUGUAAGUGAAGUUGCAGGAACUCCGAUAGAUUCGGUGAUGGAAAAUGUGGCUUCCCAGGAUUGGUCAUACUCAUACAAUUUCGACAUUGUUAAGGCAUUAAUUGAAACACUGCACUCUUACACAGGCUUAAACUGGUGGGCUUCCAUUGUUCUUGCCACCCUUUUGAUUCGAGGAGUUACAAUUCCGCUCAUGAUUGAUAACGAAAGAUGGAGGUCAAGGAUUAUGGUAUUGAAACAUUGAACAUAGUGCUUAUGUAAAGACAGCUCAGAUUUGAAAUAAAAAAUAACUCUCGAGAGAAUUUUCCUUUCUUGAUAACUAUUGAGUGCUUGGAUUCUAUUUAUAGCUAUCAGGCAAUGCAUGAACCUAACUAAAUGUGUGGCUUUUGAUGCAAGAGUAUUUAUGGAAGACAAUAAUAUUAUCGCAUCUUGCUUGUGCUACAUGCAUAUUUAGCUUACCUUUAUCAUAUCUUAUCACCAUCCAUAUCACUAUUUGA